AGAGAGAGAGAGAGAGAGAGAUGGUGUGAGGAGUCCCCUGAUUUCGCCACGUGCUGAGCAGUGAGAGGGGCUGUGGUAUGGUGAGCCCAUAGGCCCUCUCAGCUAUUGGGCCGGGUGGUGGGCCCAGCAUGGGAAAAGAAGGAGAAAGGUUGGGGGGGGGGACAUGUAGGGCCUAAGAGUUUGGUUUAUAUGUGUGUUUCUCUUCUCUCCUCAAGCCUCUCAAACUCUUUUCUCCUCCGGUCCCUUCCCAUUAACCUCUCCCUCCUCUUGUCUCGAGUGCUCCUCCCCUAUAAACUUCCCCUCCCUCGCUCUCCCUUUCUGUCUCUCUCACAUCGAUCUCCUUCGCUCCGCGACGAUGUCGAGCCGGAGGUCGACAAGGAUCACCGAAGAGGAGAUCAGCGAGCUCAUCUCCAAGCUCCAGUCGCUGCUUCCGGAGGGCCGCCGCAGAGGCAACAGCCGGAUGCAGGCUUCGGCGACGAAGCUGCUGAAGGAGACGUGCAACUACAUCAAGAGCCUGCACCGCGAGGUCGACGACCUCAGCGACCGCCUCUCCGACCUGAUGGCCGGCAUGGACAACGACAGCGCCCAGGCCGAGAUCAUCCGGAGCCUCCUCCGGUCCUGAGCGCCGUGCCGUGCCGUGCUGUGCUGUGCUGCGCCGCCAAGUUAGCCCCUCCAACGUACCACUCCUAAUAGAUAAAUCUAUAUAUAUAUUUAUAAGCUUCUAGGGUAACUAGAUCUCAUUAAUGUACGUACUUAUAUAUUAGAUCCUAGCUAGGCUUUAUAAUGCCGUAGCAUUAGCUCUCCAUUCCCUACCUCUUCUUCUCCUUUUCCUCUUUUUUUUUUUUUUUUUUUUUUUUCAAUUUUAUGCACAUCUUCUUUGAGGUGUGGCUCGAGUUGCUUCUACUAUGGCAACCGACCAACCACUACUUAGGAAAAUUAUCAUGUAAUCCAGCUCUUACUCAGUUUCCAUUAUAUAUAUAUAAAUAUAUAUAUAAAUAUAAAACCUUAUUUUAUAUAUACAUAUAUAUAUAUGCUCAUUUUCA
Ananas comosus (pineapple) is the source of this 1043-nucleotide messenger RNA. RefSeq names its product transcription factor ILI5-like. The record is from RefSeq and is a predicted model, not a curated record. The coding region runs from base 356 to 622 and encodes 88 amino acids. Gene Ontology annotation, molecular function: protein dimerization activity. The transcript is spliced from 2 exons. Lineage: Eukaryota; Viridiplantae; Streptophyta; Magnoliopsida; Poales; Bromeliaceae. Gene Ontology annotation, biological process: regulation of DNA-templated transcription; regulation of growth.